AUCGAGGCGUCCGGAUCGGCGCGUUGAUCGAUGAGAGCUGAGAGCGUCCGGCCGGCGCGCAUACGGGACACGGUGCACGAUUUGUCGCUACAAGGAUUCCUAUUCAUUUGUAUCUUGUGUAACUUUUUAAGAGACGCCAGGAUGAACAAACGUCGUAGAACAUCGUCGGUAGCGAGCCGCGGUACCGAGGACGACGGCGACGAUAUUCCACCUGAGCCAACGAAAAGGAGGAAAAAAUUAGAUCCUAGUGACUUGUGCCAACAAUUGUACGAUGUACUUCGUAAUCAGAAGAAGGAGGAUGGAUCCUUGCUGUGCGACGCGUUUAUACGUGUGCCUAAACGCAGGCAAGAGCCAGGAUAUUACGAAGUUGUUUCCAAUCCUAUUGAUCUUUUGAAAGUGCAACAGAAGCUGAAAACCGACGAAUAUCGCGACAUGGAUGAUCUUGCCGCCGAUAUUCAGCUUAUGGUGAACAAUGCAAAAGCUUUUUACAUGCGUACAUCUCCCGAAUAUAAAGAUGCAACUGAAUUGUGGGAAUUAUGUAUAAAUACUAAAAAUCGUAUCACAGAAGAAUACGAAGAUCCAGAACCUAAAGGAAAACUUAUCUUAAAAGUUGGGAGACUGGCUCGUAGAGCAGCAACAAGACAAGAUGAUGCGGAAGAUACUUCUGAAAGUUCUGCAAAUCUUGAUGAAGAAACUAUGCAGCUCUUUGAAGAUUUAUUUGCAGCAGUUAUGACAGCGACCGAUCCUACUGACAAUAAUAGACCUCUUCAUAUAAUGUUUCAACUGAAACCAUCUAAAAAGCUUUAUCCUGAAUAUUACGAUGUUAUUGAGACACCUAUUGAUUUGAAAACUAUUGCUAGAAAGAUUCAAGAAGGUGCAUAUAGUUCAGUCGGUGAUAUGGAGAAAGAUUUAAUGCUUAUGUGCCGCAAUGCCUGUCAAUUUAAUGAGCCUGGUUCGCAAAUUUAUAAAGAUGCCAAACUCUUGAAGAAAAUAAUUACUGCGGCCGCGAGGAGGCAAGAUGGUGGAUUAGGUAGUAACACUCCCAAAAUUGCCACAACUGCUCCAUCGACGAGAAGCAAAAGAGGCAGUCGUACUAUGGCGCAAUCAUUAAUAGCGCAAACUGCGUCGUUACUCGAUGAAGAUGACGAAAGUGAUGAUGAGGAGGAAGAACCUGCUGAGACUGAAGAAGCUGAUAAUCCACAAUGGCAACUAUUUCAAACCAUUCGGACAGCUCCUAAUAAUCAAGGUGUAAGAAUGAGCGAAUAUUUUUGGAAGCUUCCAUCAAAGAGAUUAUAUCCUGAUUACUAUAAGAUGAUUAAAAAUCCUAUAUCUUUAUUACAAAUACGUACAAAAAUAAAGAAAGGAGAAUAUGGUACUGUUAGUGAAGUAGCUGGAGAUAUGAAUAUCAUGUUUGAAAAUGCUAAGAAAUAUAAUAUACAUACUUCUCGACUAUAUAAGUGCGCUGUUAAACUGCAAAAAAUAAUGCAGGAGAAAGUACAAGAGCUUCUAGAAUUUGAUCAGGAUUCCGAUUCCGAUAGCGAAUCCGAGAAUAGCUCCUAUCAACCUAAAUUAAUUAAACGCGCUUCAAAUUUAUUGACGCGAGGAAAAUACAAAGACAAUAUACCGUUGAAGAAAAGAUUGUACACAUUAGUCAAGUGUGUCAUAGAAUACGUUUGCGAGGAUGGUCGGCAACCUAUGUUAAUGUUUAUGGAGAAGCCUUCUAAAAAAUUAUAUCCAGAUUAUUAUCAAGUAAUAGCUGAACCUAUAGACAUGCUAGCAAUUGAAGCUAAUAUUAAAGCAGAAAAAUAUCAAAGCGAAAACGAAUUAAUACAGGACUUUAAGUUGAUGUUUAAUAAUUGCCGUCAAUAUAAUGAAGAAGGUUCAUUGAUAUAUGAAGAUGCUAAUACAUUAGAGAGAGUUUUGAUGGAUAAGGUAAAGGAAUUAGGACCUUUGCCAGAUACAUCCAAAUCCAAAUCUACCGCAUCAACUCCAACUAGAAAUGUCGGGAGACCGAAAAAAAUAGUACCGCUUCAUUUACAAAAAUUACGAACUCUAUACGAUACGAUAAAAGAUUACCAUGAUGCAAAAGGAAGACAAUUAUCUUUAAUUUUCAUGAAAUUACCAAAUAAAAAUGAAUAUCCAGAUUAUUAUGAAGUGAUUAAGCAGCCUAUACACAUGGAGAAAAUAGCUUCAAUUUUAAAGAAUAAUGGAUAUGAAAAUUUGGAUGAGCUAGUAUCCGAUUUUAUAUUAAUGUUCGACAAUGCGUGCAAGUAUAAUGAGCCGGACUCACAAAUAUACAAGGACGCUUUAAUACUUCAAAGAUUAGUGUUGCAAAGUAAACUACAAUUGAGUGAGGACGAAGAAAGUGUACCUGAUGUGUCUGCUGCUGUUCAAGAGAUAUUAGCGACUAUAUUCACCGCACUUUAUAAUCAUCAGGAUGAGGAGGGAAGAUGUUACUCUGAUUCUAUGGCAGAACUUCCAGAGCAUGAUAUUGUUGAUGGAAAAAAGAUACGAGGGCUAUCAUUAGAUCUGAUUAAGAGAAGAUUGGAUCGAGGGGUUUACAAGAGAUUAGAUCGAUUCCAAGAAGACGUUUUUACAUGCCUGGAGAGAGCACGAAGGUUGUCGCGAACGGACUCGCAACCGUUCGAGGAUAGUGUCGAGCUUCAGGCAUUCUUUCUACGUACUCGUGACGAAGCAACCCGUUCAGGAGAUCUGUUACAUUCACCGGCGUUAAAUUACACACUCCUUGAUCUGUCUUCUCAAGUAGCAGAACUCAAGAGGGUAAAGCAACAACAGGAAUUAAAUUUACCUAAUGAAGAUGAGAGCUGUGAUGGAAAUGAGACAAAAGACUCUGAGACGAAUACAAAUACGGAUACAAACAAUAGCGACAAUGGAGGCUCUAUGAGUUUCAAUCAAGAAGUAUACAGGGCUGGUGACUUUGCAUAUGUUGAACCUUCUGAAAGAGGCAUGGAAUAUAGCGUGGUUCUGAUAGAAAGACUUUGGACCAAUGCAGAGGGUCAACAAAUGUUAUAUGGAAAUCUCUUUUAUAGACCGAGCGAAACGUAUCAUGUAGCAUCGCGAAAAUUCUUGGACAAAGAAUUAUUUAAAAGUGACGCUCAUGUGGCUGUACCCUUAGCUAAAGUAGCAGGCAGAUGUUGCGUUUUGAGCGUAAAGGAUUACUUUCGAAUGCAACCAGAAGGUUUCUUGGAGAAAGACGUUUAUGUAUGCGAAUCGCGUUACUCCACAAAGGCCAGAGCUUUCAAGAAAAUCAAGGUCUGGAAUUUUGAUCCAGAUCAUUUAAAAUUAAUUCCUAGAGAGAAGCCAUUGGAACCAAAACGAGUAAUUUCCGUGUAUAAGGAACGAUUGGAGAAGCACAAGGAAGAAAUUGCUGAAUUGGAAGAGGGAGAAAAGUUAAUGGAAAAGGAGAAACCUAAUGUGAUAUUAUAUAAUGCGGAAGAUACCGAAAAUACAUACUACGAGCAGUACAAUACGUGCGCAGGGUCUGUGAAAACGGGCGACUUCGUUUACGUAGCGACAGACGGAGGCAGGCAACAAAUAGCACAAGUUGACGCUAUAUGGUCAACUAAAGAUGGGAAGUGCUAUUUCAAAGGUCCAUGGUUAUUAAUGCCUACAGAAGUGCCACAUACCCCUACGAAAUUAUUUUAUAAGCAAGAAUUGUUUCUAUCCACUGUAGACGGCACCCAUCCUAUUGUAGCCAUUGUUGGCAAAUGUGCCGUUCUCGAUUACGGAGAGUACAUAUGUAGUAGACCGACGGAAAUUCCAGAGGAUGAUGUAUAUAUCUGCGAAUCAUUAUACGACGAAAGCAAAAGCUUAAUGAGAAAGCUCAGUCAGGAGGGUUUAAAGAAAUUUAAUCAUCAAUCAGCGGUGACCGAGGAUGAAAUCUACUUUUUCCGGAGGCCUAUCAAUCCUGCCAAAGUUUCGAGCGAUGUGGCUCAGACGCAAAAUCAAGUCAAGUCCGUCACGCCCAGCUCGGCACAGUUUGAAAUGGAAGCGUCACCAUUGUUACCGAAGCUGGAACCCGAUGUACUAAGCAUGGGGGUAGGAUUAGGAGUGGGAGUGGGAGUAGGAGUUGGGGAAGACAGCAUGGAUGCUGGUGGUCCACCAUCCGUUGGAUCUACGGAAGCUCAACCGGUGCUCUCCAAUACUCAAACACCUGUGUCGACUAAGAAGAAAACAGCGGGUAAGAAAUUAGUUACGGGCUAUAUUUUAUAUUCGAGUAAAAUGCGAACGCAGAUUACACAAAACAAUCCUGAAUCAUCCUUUGGAGAGAUUAGCAGAAUUGUUGGCAACGAGUGGAGGAAGCUGCCGGCAGGGGAAAAGCAAGCCUGGGAGGAACGAGCGAUUAAGAUGAACGAGGAUGGCGGUCAGCUAAAGGGAACGACCACGAUAAGCACGAAUGCUACGCAGGACGUAGUGUACGAAUGUUGUUGGGAUAAUUGCGAUUGGCAGUUCGAAGACAUGACUGAUUGCAUCGAUCAUUGCAUUGCAGAACAGAAUGGUCAUGUACAAUCAUCGUUCGUGAACGCUCCUAGCGACGUGGAAUAUCAAUGCCAAUGGCGCGGUUGUGGCCGAACAAAGAAAUCCGUUCCGCCGUUCCCAAGUGUACAGAGACUCGCGAGACAUGUCAAGGAAGUUCACAUCCUCAAAUCGCACGGCCGCAUAAUACCACCUUCCGAAAGAAGCAGAAAUUACAUGCCUUCGAAAGGACCCACGGUAUUACCACCAAUGGAAACAGAAACUUCAGCGGCCGCGACUCAGACGAAUAGCUUACCUGCCGCUAAGCAACCAGAACCAAUGUUUGUUGCAGUACCACCGAGGCCGAGUCGUGUAUUACAUUCGGAUGCUUAUUUGAGGUAUAUUGAGGGAUUAAAUGUGGAGAAUCGUUACAUAUCAAAUUGGGAUAAGCAGAUGAACGCUAAUUCGGAUAACACGCAGAUACCCGAUGUGACGAAACUUCCCGCUGAAUGGUUAGGCAAUGGCGUUGGCAAUCACGGAAAUGUAGUGAACGCCUUGUGGACACUCAGAAACAUGAUGAUGCGGGAUGUGUUAGCCAUCAAUAAAACUUUAUAGUUUAUAAAUUGUUAAGAUUUAUAAUUUUUGAAGCGCAAUGCAACCUACACUAUACAGAUCCGUUGACGCAAGACGAAAGACUGACGAUAUUCAAUCAUUUGAAUGUUACAAUAUUUAUAUUUAGAAAAUUUGUUUUUCUGCUACAAUAAUAUCUAAUUUUUCUUAAUUUUAUAUAUAUAUAAGAUAAAUUUAUUUGAAACUAGACAAAGAUAUAUAUCCUAGACAAGAUAUAUAUCCUGGAAAUCUCAAGAACUCUACAUAU
Camponotus floridanus (Florida carpenter ant) is the source of this 5353-nucleotide messenger RNA. RefSeq names its product protein polybromo-1 (gene polybromo). The record is from RefSeq and is a predicted model, not a curated record. NCBI's taxonomy places the organism in Eukaryota, Metazoa, Arthropoda, Insecta, Hymenoptera, Formicidae. Gene Ontology annotation, molecular function: protein binding; chromatin binding. Bases 31 to 5091 code for a protein of 1686 amino acids. The transcript has 27 exons. Gene Ontology annotation, cellular component: RSC-type complex. Gene Ontology annotation, biological process: chromatin remodeling.